Exophiala mesophila is the source of this 699-nucleotide messenger RNA. RefSeq lists its product as uncharacterized. Bases 1 to 699 code for a protein of 232 amino acids. NCBI's taxonomy places the organism in Eukaryota, Fungi, Ascomycota, Eurotiomycetes, Chaetothyriales, Herpotrichiellaceae. The record is from RefSeq and is a predicted model, not a curated record. The transcript has a single exon.
AUGCAUAUGCACCAUAGUAUUAUCUUCAUAGGACUUGUCCUCCCUAAUCUCGUUUACGGCGCCCCAGGCACGGGAGUCCAAUCCCCGGACGGCCUUACUCUCCUACGCCGUGCUCUGCACAAGGCAAGAGCCCCACAAUACGACGAAUAUGUCCCUUUCAAGAUAAACGAAGACUACUGUCUUUGGAUGCCCAAGGGAGACUGUUACAUGAACAAAGCAUUCGACUACAUAUGGGAGUAUAUGAAGUACGACCCUCCGAAGUACGAUGAGUACGACUGGUAUAAAGCCGAUUACAAGGCGGAUGAGGGCGUGUAUGCUUCGGGCAAAGGUGCCUUGGACGAAUAUGAGGAAAACUUAAUUUACCUCUACGACACCAUCAACAACCAUGCGGGGUAUGAUGAAUAUGACUACGACUAUGAAGAGUAUAUCGACAACGCAGAGGACAAAUAUUGUGUUUGGUGGUACGAAGGAAAGUGUUGGACGAAUGACGUGGUAAAGUAUAUUGAUGGAAUAUGGAACAAAACAGACCCAUACAAGAAACGAGAGGUCAAGAGGCAGGAUAAGAGUGACUGGUCAGUCUACUCUACAAGCACGGGUAUACAAAGUUGGUAUGCAACUGCAUGCUGGGACUUGAUGGUCGCCAUUAAUAAGUAUGGGCCACUGAAAUAUGAGUGGGAGUCGGAUGACUAUGAUAAUUAG